CUUAAGCGAGGCGCAGGGUGGGGGGGCCUUUUUAGGCAAGGCGCAGGAGCCUACUAGAGGCGCAGCCGAGGCGCAAUAAGGCGCGAAAGGCGCGCCUAGGCGCAGGCUCACUAAGGCGCCGCCUUAUGUAGAAUUAGGGUUAGGGUACAAUUUUAUUUAAAACAGAAAAAUAACACACCAGCCGCGCCUCCUUUCUCCUCUCUUCUCUCUCCUUGCGUCUUCCCCCCUUUGCUCACAUACCGGCGUCGCCAGCAAGCCCCCGCCGCCGCCAGCCAUCCACCGCCGCCGCCGCCAGCCCCAGCCGUCCGCCGCCGCCAGCCCCAGCCGUCCGCCGCCGGCGCCGCCAGCCUCCAGCACGUAAGGCUUCAGUUUUUGAAGUUCAUUUUUUGAGUUUUAACUUGUAUUUCAGUUUUUGAAGUUUAUUUUGAAUUUCAACUUUCAAAUGCAAUAUUGUAGUUCAGUUUUUGAAGUUGUUUUUGAGUUUUAAUUUUCAAAUUCAACAUUGUAGGUCAGUUUUUUAAGUUGUUUUUUAUAAUUUCAGUUUUGAUUGAUGUUAUAAAUUUAUAAUUGAAUAAAUUUUAUUUUUUUAAUUUCAGUUUUACUCUCAAAAUCUCAAUGUCUUCGGGUAAGUCUCGUGUAUCAUCAUCAACGGGGGAUGAUGAUGAGCGGGAUCCAGCUAGAAAAUAUGGGACACCGAAUCCAAGCAAUCCUUUUGCGUGGACUUGUCAAUUUUGUCUAAAAGUGACAAAUGGAGGAGCAUUUCGCUUGAAACAACAUUUAGUGGGUGGUUAUAGGAAUGCAAAGAAAUGUCCUAAGGCUCCGGAACAUGUUCGAGUAGAAGUGAAUGCUUAUAUGAUGAAGAAAGCAGCUAACAAAGUCAUGAAGCAUUUUGCUAAAAAUCCACCUCAAUGUGUUGAAGAUGAUGAUGAUCAAGAAGAGGAUGAAGAGAUGGAAAUUGGAGGUAGCUCACGCACCACGACGAGUAAGAAGGCCCCGGCUCCAAAGAGGAUGAAAGGUCCUUUAGAUGUUUAUCUUAGCCAACCUAGUUCUCAAACUCAUGAAGUAUUGAAGGGAAGAAAAGAAAGAAAAGGAGUCUUUGGUGGUGCUAGUGACAAGAUAUGUAGGGAAAGAGCUUGUAAAGCAAUUGCAAGGUUCUUUAAUGACAAUGCUAUUCCUUUCCAUCCGGUCACUAGUGAUAGUUUCAAGAACAUGGUUGAAGAAAUUGGACAAUAUGGUCCCGGAUUGGAACCACCGAGCAUGUAUGAGCUAAGAGUUCCUUUUCUUCAAAAGGAAGUGGAAGACACGGACACCAAAGUGUUGGAGUUCAAGAAAGAAUGGGCCACAAAGGGAUGUUCUAUUUUAUCCGAUGGAUGGCGUGAUUCGGUGGUGCAAAAGGAUAUUGUAAACUUCCUUGUCAAUUCUCCAAAAGGGUCCGUGUUCAUCAAAUCGGUGGAAGUAUCCGAAGUUGUGAAAGAUGCAAUCACUUUGUUUCAAAUGCUUGAUUCUAUUGUUGAGGAAGUUGGAAAGGCAAAUGUUGUGCAAGUGGUGACGGAUAAUGCAUCUAACUAUGUCAAAGCGGGGAAAUUGCUUAUGACAAAAAGACCACAUCUUUAUUGGACUCCAUGUGCCGCACAUUGCGUGGACUUAAUGUUGGAGGAUAUUGGAAAGCUUCCAAAGAUCAAGAAUGCCCUCAAGAAGGCGAUCUUCAUGAAUGGUUAUAUAUAUAACCACGUCGCCGUUGUCAACAUGAUGAGAAGAUUCACAAAUCAAAGGAAUUUGCAUCGACCGGCGGUCACAAGGUUUGCAACUUCCUUUAUCACUCUUGCACAAUAUCAUAAGCAAAAGAACAACUUGAGGAAGAUGGUGACUUCGGAAGAGUGGAAUGCUUCAAAGUGGGCAAAGGAAGCGGGGGGAAAGAAGGUGACAGCUUAUAUUUUGCAAGACACAUUUUGGAGGAAUGUGUUGUAUGCUCUUAAGUUGGGAGGUCCUCUUGUGACGGUACUUCGGAUGGUUGAUGGGGAUAAAAAACCGGCCAUGGGGUACAUUUAUGAAGCUAUGGAUAGAGCUAAGGAGGCUAUUGCUAAGAGUUUUGGUCACAAGGAGGAGCAUUACAAAGAAGCGUAUGGGAUCAUUGAUAAAAGAUGGGAUUGCCAACUUCACCGUCCUUUACAUGCGGCCGGAUACUUUCUUAAUCCGGAAAUCUAUUAUGAUAAUCCGGAUCAAGUGAGUUGCCAAGAGAUUGAGCAAGGCUUGUAUGAAUGCAUUCAAAGGUUGAUUCCCGAUGAACCAACUCAAGACAAGAUCAUGGCUGAGUUGGAUGCCUACAAAAAUGCAAAUGGUCUAUUUGGCAAUGCAAUGGCAAUUAGACAUAGAAAGGUCAAAUCACCAGCGGAUUGGUGGUCUUGUUAUGGAUCUUCAAGUCCCAACCUCAAAUCAUUUGCGAUAAAAGUUCUUAGCCUCACUUGUAGUGCUACCGGAUGUGAGAGAAAUUGGAGUGUCUUUGAUCAUCUUCAUACCAAGAAGAGAAACCGAUUGGCACAAGAUCGGCUCAAUAAAUUGGUUUAUGUGAAGUACAAUCGCACUUUGGAAAGGCGAUACAAGAGGAAAGACACAAUAGAUCCUAUUCUAUUAGAAGAGAUUGAUGAUAGCAAUGAAUGGUUGGUUGGACAUAUGGAUGGGGAAUCUUCUAAUAAAGAUGAUCUUGUGUUUGAGGAUGGUGAUUUGACAUGGAAUGUCGUUAGUAAGGCUUCGGGAGCUAAUGAUCCUAUUUAUAGCACUAGACGGGCAUCUAGAGUUGAUAAAGGAAAGAGUGUAGUUGCUUCGAGUUCGAGAAGGCUUUUAGAUGAGGAUGAAGAUGAGGAGAGGGAAGUGAAUGAGAUGGAAGAGGACAUUGGUGAAGACAAAGAUGAUGGGGAUGAUGCAUUUGAGGAUGAUGGACUUGAGGAUGAUGAUUUUUGAUUACUUGUUUGAUAUUUGAUCGUACUUUUAGACUUGCAUAUUUUAAAACUUAAGUAUUUGUGUGUUUUGGAUUAAGUAUUUGUGUGUUUUGGAUUAAGUAUAUGUGUGUUUAAGUACUA
Molecule: messenger RNA, 3077 nt
Organism: Salvia miltiorrhiza (redroot sage)
Lineage: Eukaryota; Viridiplantae; Streptophyta; Magnoliopsida; Lamiales; Lamiaceae
Exons: 4
Coding region: 616-2958 (780 amino acids)
Molecular function (GO): protein dimerization activity
Source: RefSeq, a predicted model, not a curated record